Pseudoliparis swirei is the source of this 1263-nucleotide messenger RNA. RefSeq names its product claudin 18 (gene cldn18). Gene Ontology annotation, cellular component: plasma membrane; bicellular tight junction. The transcript is spliced from 5 exons. The record is from RefSeq and is a predicted model, not a curated record. NCBI's taxonomy places the organism in Eukaryota, Metazoa, Chordata, Actinopteri, Perciformes, Liparidae. Gene Ontology annotation, molecular function: structural molecule activity. Bases 206 to 940 code for a protein of 244 amino acids. Gene Ontology annotation, biological process: cell adhesion; bicellular tight junction assembly.
CUGCCUCCACCCAGCGCCACCAUCACUACAAAGCAUCCCUUUGCCCAUUCUCAUUCUCUGCCCUGCACACCUGCUCACCUUUGCUUAAGCUCACUUACAUAUGCAGCAACACUUCAGGUAUUUCUCUAUUUAAACUGGGCACAAACCAUCCUUCACACACGCACACACACCGUGCCUCCCUUAUAUUCUGAAGGAGGAAACAACGAUGGCGCCUUCAGUUCUUCAAAAUGGUGGAUUCGUUUUGGGCUUGAUUGGUGCAGCAGCCAUCAUCGCAGCAACUGUCAUGAACAAAUGGAGCGUCAAGGACCGGCAGGGGGACGUGGUGACAUCGAUGUACAACUACAAGGGUCUGUGGCGGGACUGUGAGACCGCUUCCUCGGGAAUGACCGAGUGUCGUCCACUCUACGGCCUCCUGGGGUUCUCAGGAGCUUUCCAGGCCGUGCGAGCCCUGAUGAUCGUGGGCGUGGUGCUGGGCAUCAUCGGAGCGGUGAUAUCAGUUUUCUCCCUGACCUGCCUCAAAAUGAACAGCAUGGCAGACACCACCAAGGCCAAGAUGAGCCUCACCGCUGGCAUCAUGUUCAUCAUCUCCGGUCUGUGUGGCAUCGCAGGAUCUUCCAUCUACGCCAAUCAGAUUGUGGCCACUUUCAGGAUGUCCACAAACUAUGGAGGAGGAUAUGAAAACAACAUGGGAGGGAUGGGAGGGGGAAUGGGAGGGGGAAUGGGAGGAGGAAUACCCAGAUACACGUUUGGUUCUGCACUGUUUGUGGCCUGGAUAGGAGGGGGCAUCCUGCUUAUUGGUGGCAUCCUGAAGUCAAUGGCUUUCAAGGAGAUGGUGAAAGAUGAAAAACCACAUUACCCAGGAGUUGUUUACAAACCUCAGUCCCGCACCAAAACCGAUCACCAAUCAGAGGGCGGCAAGAAAGAACAGAAUUAUGUUUAACUUCAACACAGCUGUGUCGACAAAUUGUGUUUGGUGUUAGCUGUCUACAUGCAGCAAGCUUUGAGGGAUGUUUUUUUCUUCAAUCGCCUCAUUUACACAUUAAAUUCUUUACUAUCUGAUAAUGGGAGUUAAUGACGUCUCACAUUGUAUCAGAAGUCUAACGGGUGCAAGAAGAAACGGGUUUCUGCAAAAUAUGUAGUUUUCACAUGCACAUCUCCAUGUUUACUAGAUAUUUUUAAACCCUGUGUAAUUGAAGCUUUUUUUUUUUACUUGAGUUUGUUUAAUCAUAACAUUAUGUUAAUAAAAUACUGAUUUGUGAAAUA